Messenger RNA from Drosophila virilis, 2237 nucleotides. Its product is annotated as lipase 3. Gene Ontology annotation, biological process: lipid metabolic process. Gene Ontology annotation, molecular function: hydrolase activity, acting on ester bonds. NCBI's taxonomy places the organism in Eukaryota, Metazoa, Arthropoda, Insecta, Diptera, Drosophilidae. The record is from RefSeq and is a predicted model, not a curated record.
CAACAAUUUUCUGUCGUGGAAAAUUGUUUUGAUUUUGAAUUUUAAGUUUUCCUGCGAUACAAGAAAAGCGAGCUGACAUUGACGUCACGAAAAUUCUAAUCAGUUGCCGAGCUCAGUAUUUUCGUAAAAGUACAAAUUUCCUGAAGUUAAUCACCAGCACACACACACACACACACACACACACACACAGAUACACACAGUGCCCUUGGGCAAUAAAAUAAUUAGAAUUACAAUAAAAUAGGCAAAUCGCGAAAUCCUCGAGAAAAAAAAUCAAGCCAAGGCAUAUGUAUACAAUUGAGCGCAAUUAUUGUUAAUAACAAAGCAAAUCAAUAGUAGCAUAUAUACAUAUAUAUAUAUAUACAGAGUAUAUUUAAUAUAUAUAUGCUAAGAAGAUCGCUUGAAGUCUUGAAGCAUCAACGCAUUGCUGAUUAAGCACAUACAUAUACCCUGCAAUUGAGGCACAGCAGUUAUUACAAGAGAAAUCUUAUCAGCAACAACUUCGAAACAAAAAGUUUUAUUGCCACGAGUAACGGGUCGAGCAGUUGGCCGCGUGGCAGUUGGCCACAACGGGGCUUAGCAACAUAUUCGGCAAGUGGGUCAGUCUUGGAUGCGAAAUAUCAAGAGUUGCCAUUACAUUAUGCGCAUAAAAAUGCAACAGCCAACAACAACAGCAACAGCAACGGCAACAACAAGACAAACAACAACAGCAACAAUAAGACGUGUCAGCAACAACAGCAGCAAUUACAACAACAAAAUGUUUCAUAUGUUGGUAUUGGCGCUGCUGCUGUUGCAGCUCAUGAGCGGGCAAAUCGAUCCGGUGGAUGGCCUCAAAGUAACGGCCACUCUCAUAACGAAUCACAACUAUCCCGUGGAGGAGCACACCGUACACACGCCUGAUGACUAUAUUCUCACUAUUUAUCGGAUACCCACCUCCCCCAAGAGGCAGCAGCUCAAUGAGACACAGCAGAAGCCUGUGGUAUUUUUGCAGCAUGGCAUUUUGUGCGCCUCGGAUGAUUGGAUCAUCAAUGGGCCGGAGACAUCGCUGGCCUACAUGUUCGCCGAUGCCGGAUACGAUGUGUGGCUGGGCAAUGCGCGCGGCAAUACGUACUCGCGACAGCAUAAGCACAUACAUCCGGAUACAUCGGAUUUCUGGAAGUUCAGCUGGCAUGAGAUUGGCGUCUAUGAUCUGGCUGCCAUGCUGGACUAUGCCCUGGACGUGAGCAACAGCACAUCGCUGCACUUUGUGGCACAUUCGCAGGGCACGACCACAUACUUUGUGCUGAUGUCCUCGCUGCCUUGGUACAAUGAUAAGGUGCGCUCAGUGCAUUUGCUGGCGCCGAUUGCGUACAUGCGCAAUCAUUCGUUCAUUCUGUCCAAGCUGGGCGGCAUAUUUUUGGGCUCACCCUCGUUCCUAAGCUGGGUAUUGGGCAACAUGGAAUUGUUGCCCAUUACUAGCAUACAGAAGAUAAUGUGUGAGCACGUCUGCUCGGUGGGCUCAAUGCUGAAGUUUUUGUGCUCCGGACUGCUGGACUUUAUUGGCGGCUGGGGCACCAGACAUCUAAAUCAUACCCUAUUGACAGACGUUUGUGAGACCCAUCCGGCUGGCGCUUCCACCACACAAAUUAUACACUAUCUACAGCUAUACACAUCGGGAGAUUUUCGACAAUACGACCAUGGCAAGGAAAAGAACGAGAUUAUCUAUCGACAGGCCGAGCCGCCGUCAUAUAAUGUUCAAAAUAUCAAUAGCUGUGUCAAUAUGUACUACAGCGAUAAUGACUAUAUGUCCGCUGUGGAGGAUGUUGAAUAUUUGGCCACAUUGCUUCCGUGCGCAGAUCUCUAUAGGGUGCCCUACAAAGACUGGAAUCAUUAUGACUUUCUGUGGUCUGUCAAUGUCAAAGAAGUGAUAAAUAAUAGAAUAAUUGAUAAAAUGCACAGUUAUGACAUCGAGCACGACACGGGCAUGAGUUUCUAACUGAUAUAUAUAUAUAUAUAUAUAUAAGUGAGCGGUCCCAAGUAUAAAAAAAAAAAAAAAAAAAACAAAACAAAAAAAAGCUUAGCCAAAUCAAAGAAGGGUACUCAGAAUGUAAAUACGUGUAAAUAAUAUGGUUAGAUAUGAGCAUGUGCGUGAUAUUUAUGGUAAUAUUAUUGUUUAAGUUGCAAAAGGUUUGUGAAAUGCUUCUAGUAAAAUUAAUAUAGUUCUUAGUACGCUAUAAAAUAUACGAUACAUCAUUGUUUUU